AUGGACCAGAAUGCAUACAUUUAUGGAAGCAUCGGCGAACACCAGAUCGUGAUUGCUAGCUUACCGACUGGCGCAAAUGGCACCACAUCAGCUGCAACGGUUGGGAUGCAGUUGCUGUCUAGUUUUCACGCCAUCCGCUUCGGUUUUAUGGUUGGUAUCGGUGGCGGAGUACCAAACACCAAGGCAGACAUUCGACUCGGAGAUAUUGUCGUGAGCCAGCCGACGGACACUUCUGGGGGCGUGAUCCAGUACGAUUUGGGUAAAGCGCUAAGCGGCGGCUAA
Messenger RNA from Penicillium subrubescens, 282 nucleotides. RefSeq lists its product as uncharacterized. The coding region runs from base 1 to 282 and encodes 93 amino acids. The transcript has a single exon. The record is from RefSeq and is a predicted model, not a curated record. Gene Ontology annotation, molecular function: catalytic activity. Gene Ontology annotation, biological process: nucleoside metabolic process. Lineage: Eukaryota; Fungi; Ascomycota; Eurotiomycetes; Eurotiales; Aspergillaceae.